Messenger RNA from Osmerus eperlanus (European smelt), 1717 nucleotides. RefSeq names its product green-sensitive opsin-4-like. Gene Ontology annotation, biological process: cellular response to light stimulus; G protein-coupled receptor signaling pathway; phototransduction. The record is from RefSeq and is a predicted model, not a curated record. Gene Ontology annotation, cellular component: plasma membrane; photoreceptor outer segment. The coding region runs from base 83 to 1123 and encodes 346 amino acids. Gene Ontology annotation, molecular function: G protein-coupled photoreceptor activity. The transcript is spliced from 5 exons. NCBI's taxonomy places the organism in Eukaryota, Metazoa, Chordata, Actinopteri, Osmeriformes, Osmeridae.
GACAACACAGACUGUGGAGUUGAUUAACACCAUUGUCCUUAGACAGCAAGUUCCCUGUCAGAGCAGACCUUAGUGACUGAAGAUGAACGGCACGGAGGGCAACAAUUUCUACAUCCCCAUGUCCAACCGGACUGGGCUUGUCAGGAGUCCUUUUGAGUACACACAGUAUUACUUGGCAGACCCAUGGCAAUUCAAAUUGCUUGCCGUCUACAUGUUUUUCUUGAUCUGUUUUGGCUUUCCUAUCAACGGUCUGACACUGCUGGUUACGGCUCAGCACAAGAAGCUCCGGCAACCUCUCAACUUCAUCCUGGUCAACUUGGCUGUGGCUGGAAUGAUCAUGGUCUGCUUUGGGUUCACCAUCACCAUCACAUCUGCUCUAAAUGGCUACUUUAUCGCUGGGGCACUUGGCUGUGCCAUUGAGGGAUUCAUGGCUACCCUUGGAGGUGAAGUUGCCCUGUGGUCAUUGGUAGUCCUGGCCAUUGAGAGAUACAUUGUGGUCUGCAAACCUAUGGGGAGCUUCAAGUUUGGAACCACCCAUGCAGCAGCAGGAGUUGGGUUCACCUGGAUCAUGGCAAUGGCCUGUGCUGCUCCCCCACUUGUUGGCUGGUCAAGGUACAUUCCUGAGGGCAUGCAGUGUUCCUGUGGCCCUGAUUAUUACACUCUAGCCCCAGGUUACAACAAUGAGUCCUACGUCCUGUACAUGUUCAUCUGCCACUUCAUUAUUCCUGUUGUGGUCAUUUUCUUCACUUAUGGAAACCUUGUGUGCACAGUCAAGGCGGCUGCAGCUUCACAGCAGGACUCAGCCUCCACCCAGAAAGCUGAGAAGGAAGUGACACGUAUGUGCAUCUUGAUGGUGGUGGGCUUCCUUGUGGCUUGGACCCCCUAUGCCAGUGUUGCUGCUUAUAUCUUCUUCAACAAGGGAGUUGCCUUCACUGCCCAGUCCAUGGCAAUCCCUGCCUUCUUCUCCAAAAGCUCAGCCUUGUUCAAUCCUAUUAUCUAUGUGUUGCUGAACAAACAGUUCCGUAACUGUAUGCUGACAACUGUAGGCAUGGGCGGUAUGACUGAUGAUGAAACAUCAGUGUCACAGAGCAAAACAGAAGUGUCUUCUGUGGCACCGGCCUAAAGAUGUCCCACCUCAACAAGCAAGACAACAUGCAAUUCAUCACCUUGAUUUCCAGUCUGAUCUGAGUAUGAUCUUCAAAAAAAUACAAAAAAUACAAAUAAAGACAUAGAAAGGCAAGAAAAAGAGAACGAGGGCUGUUUGAGAUGAGACUCAACUCUAUCUGCAAUCUAUAUCUCUGUACCCUCAUCACAGUAAAGGCAAUCUCCAGAGAGGGCUUGGAGGUUUGUAAUUUACCAUGUGGACAGCAACUACUGGAUAAACAACGAGGCAAUAUCUAGUUACACCCAUUUAAAAGGCAUUUGAAGAGUCAGAAAAUUUGCUAUUAAAACAAAGAGCAAACUUUCCGCUGCUUGGUGGUAACAAAUGUUUGAAUGGCUGAGCAUCAGACCUGCCAAUAAGCUCUGAUGUUUGACUCAAUCACAAGAGAUAUUUUUGUUAUUGUAAGGCAAGAAUUUAUUUUUGGCCUGUGUCAUCAUUUGCUGUAUAUAAUUUAUUUUAUAAAUAUACAAGUUAGAUUAAGUUAAUUAAAUGCAUGCAUGAAAAAAAGUCUCUUGUCUUCAUUAAAACACUAAGAAGUAAUCUCAGUCAACCCAA